Molecule: messenger RNA, 255 nt
Organism: Penicillium chermesinum
Lineage: Eukaryota; Fungi; Ascomycota; Eurotiomycetes; Eurotiales; Aspergillaceae
Exons: 1
Coding region: 1-255 (84 amino acids)
Source: RefSeq, a predicted model, not a curated record
AUGCACGACACGCCGUCCAAGUUCAUCGAGAUUCUCGAUCCAGAGAACUCUCUUCCACGCUCAGAUUCCGAUGUCCGCUUAGAAGAUGUCCUCGCAGACCACGAAGCCACUAUCGGCGGACGGCCUCGCUCAUCUACCCAGUCCUCCACAAAGCCCAUGGACAAGGGCGGUUUGGCCCGCAUGAACUCGACCUCGCCUACCCAGCGCUGGAAGCGAUUAAGCAACAUCCUGGUGCAACCGCGCCGCAACUCAUAA